GAUGGAAAGACAGAUGUGAAGUCACUCAUGGCGAAGUUUAACGCAGGUAACAGCCCCACAGAGGAUGUUUCUGGUAGCAGUCGACCCUUCAAAAGCCCAGGACAACCUAUCCAUACGGGAUUACAGACAAGGAAAGCAGCACUUGAGAAAUUCACAAGUCAAGGAAAUGCAGCUUCUCCAGGACCCAGUACCCUUCACAAACCUGUUCAUCCUAAGCCUCCUCUGGGGGUCAAGCCUUCAAUUGAUGAUAAAACAGAGAAGAAUCCAAAGCUUCCAUAUUUGAAACCAGUGGCACAAAGGUUUGGGGUUCAGCUUCAGUCAACUAACAGAGAAAAUGAUGGAAAAGCUGGAUGCACUAAAACCCCCACCAAAACCAUUGACUUGGCAAAAGAAGAACCAAAGCCUCUGUAUCCAAAACCUGCAGGAAAUAAGUUCCUUAACUCUGCUCCACAUGGAAAAGAAAAAAGUCCUCUGGGAACAAAACCAAACUCAACUUUUUCACCACAGGAGAGUGAGGCAAAACCAGCAUUUUCAAAGAUAACUGGAGUUAAGGAAAAGUUCAUGUCUGCAAUACAAGAAAAUGAGCCCAAGUCUCCUUUCUUUAAACCUCCUCUUGCACAGAAACCUUCUGUAAACCAUGAUGUCUCCCACAGCGAAGACACUCCUAAUAAAAAUGUUUUUCUGCAAAAAGGACUGUCAGGCCUUAGACCAAAUAUACACUCAUUUAAAACAGCAAAGGAAAUGGAUGAAAAUAGUAACUGUGCUGCAGAAGCUGCAGGCAGUCAUUUUUCUAGCACGCCUCUGAAGCCUACUGGCCACUGGUCCAGCUCAUCUCAAGGCACUCCCAAAAAUGUGGAGGAAAAGACUGAAGAAAAAGGAAUAAGCGUGGCCAAAAACAUCUUUCUCAACAAAAUCACCCAGGAAGAAUCAAUGUCUUCUUUUCCCAAGCUCCACAAGAUGAACACAGCGCUAGCUGCAGGAAGGCCAUUGGGUGGAUCACAAGAGAAAGUGGAUGGGGACAGGAGCUCAGGAACCCCCAAGAGGAAAGCCUUGCCCCCACUGUUCAAGCUGGGCCAGCCCCCACAGAAGCCCAGCAGACCCCCCAGCGUGGACCUGGAGAGGUUCCGAAAGAGCAGCCUCAAAGACAGCCCCAAAAAUGAAGGUUUUAAGCAGAUAGCACCUUCCUCAACAGCACCCUCCCCACCUGUACCUCCACCACACUCUGCUAUGCCAUUGCCACCUCCUCCACCAGCCUCUCACCCAUCCCUGCAGCCCACAGAAGGUCCCAGCCUGCCUCCCAGAAUCAUCAAGCCCAGCUCUGAAACAAUAAGUCCAGAUAAUGAAGAAAAUUACGAUGAUGUUGAAUUUGUUUCACAAGGUAAGAUGCGUCAUGGAAAUACAGAGGGGGGCCAAGAAAGUGAUGGAGAGACGUAUGAAGACAUAAAUGACAUGAGAUCACCAAGGGAAAAAGAGAAGAAGCGGGACAAGGAAGAAAAGAGAAGAAUGGAUCAAGAGAAGAAGGAACAAAAGGAAAAAGAAAAGAAAGAGCAGGAAAUAAGGAAGAAGUUCAAAUUAACAGGACCCAUUCAAGUCCUUCAUCAGGCACGAGCUCGUGUUGACCACAAGGGAGGGAAGAAUGAGUUGACUGUCAAACAGGGGGAUGAGAUUGAAAUCAUUCGCCUCACAGACAACCCAGAAGGAAAGUGGCUGGGCAGGAUAAAAGGAUGUUAUGGAUACAUUAAAACAACCAUGGUGGAAAUUGAUUAUGAUUCUUUAAAAAGAAAGCAACAACCGCCUACUAGAGCUUCUGUGAAACAUUCAGAGAGCGACCAAGAAGUGUAUGAUGAUGUUGGAGAGCAGGACAGUAUUAUCAGUCAAGGUGGUGGUCAAAGUGGAGCUGGAAAGAUGUUCCCACCUCCUCCUUCUGAUCAAGAAAUUUAUGAUGGGAUUGAUGAUGAAGAUGUUAUAACAAGGUCUGUAUCACAGGAUGAAGAUAAGAACGGUAUCUGGUCCUGGGGAAUCUUGAAGAGGCUAAAAGCCAAAAGUGACAAAACGAAAAGUGUACGAGAAAAAACAGCCAAAGUCAAUGGGGCAGAAGAUAAUGGAGAUUUGUUCAUGACUCCUUCAACAAAGCAGUUUGAAAAAGGUUGUGGAGACAAUGAUGUUUAUGAUGACGUAGAUUCUUCAGAUUUCCCUCUGCCACCGCCUGAAAUCAAUUCGCCAAAAUCAGCAAGCCUUGGAAAAUGUAAAUCAGAUGAAAAAGAUGCACAAAAGCUUAAAAAGAUGGAAAGAGAAGAGAAAGAGUUCAGAAAAAAGUUCAAAUUUGAAGGUGAAAUUAAAGUUCUUUACUCUACCACUGCAGUCCAGGAUUUACCCCAAAGAAGAUGGGGAUCUAAAGACUUACAAGUUAAACCAGGGGAGUCUCUUGAAAUUAUAGAAAGUACAGAUGAUACCAAGGUCUUGUGCAGGAAUGAAGAAGGAAAAUAUGGCUAUGUUCUGAGAAGCAAUUUAGUUGAAAAUGAUGGAGAGAUUUACGAUGAUAUUGGUGAUGAUUGCAUCUACGAUAAUGACUGA
Messenger RNA from Mesitornis unicolor (brown roatelo), 2574 nucleotides. RefSeq names its product FYN binding protein (gene FYB1). Gene Ontology annotation, biological process: integrin-mediated signaling pathway; T cell receptor signaling pathway; protein localization to plasma membrane. NCBI's taxonomy places the organism in Eukaryota, Metazoa, Chordata, Aves, Mesitornithiformes, Mesitornithidae. Bases 28 to 2574 code for a protein of 848 amino acids. Gene Ontology annotation, cellular component: plasma membrane. The record is from RefSeq and is a predicted model, not a curated record. The transcript is spliced from 18 exons. Gene Ontology annotation, molecular function: protein binding; lipid binding.